Messenger RNA from Daucus carota subsp. sativus, 878 nucleotides. RefSeq names its product protein PHLOEM PROTEIN 2-LIKE A1. The transcript has 4 exons. Lineage: Eukaryota; Viridiplantae; Streptophyta; Magnoliopsida; Apiales; Apiaceae. The record is from RefSeq and is a predicted model, not a curated record. Bases 152 to 775 code for a protein of 207 amino acids.
UCACAAACUAGUAGUAUUUGUUCCGAUAUUUCACAGUUAUAUAAUGAUUCUUUCCAUAAACAUAUAUAUACACAUGCCUUGUGAUUACUGAAACAUCUUAUCUUCUCCGAUCACCACAUUAUAUAACUGGAUACUUGAGUUGCAUUGGAUUAUGAAUGGAUUAAUUAGCGGUUUAGUUCAUACCACGUUGAUGCUGGUGAAUAAGGAGGAAGAUGAUGAGGCUGAAGAAGAAGUUGCUGGUGAUGAGUCACUUUGGUGUCAGGCCAAGGCAGGCCAGAGAUUGUCGUGUCCGAAAAACAUGAACAUUUUGAGUGUCAUCGGGCAUCAGGAUGCAAGGGAUCUGAAAGUGGUUUGGGGUUCCGACUCUCGUUACUGGAAAUGGAAGACUAUGCAAAUUGGUGGACUUAAAAUGGAAGUCGCGGAAUUAAAGAAUGUGUGCUGGCUGGAAAUCAAUGGGAAAUAUGCAAUGAAAAACCUUACGGGAGGAUCGGACUACCAGGUGAAAUUUGUUGUGAAGCUCUUGAAAAAAUUUAACAUUGACAAACCAGUGACCUUUAGCCUGACUACUCCGCGGGGAUGCAAGCAAGAACAUACUGAGAACAUGAUGGAGAUGCCGAGAAACAAGAUCAUUACCAUCACUGCCGGGGAAUUUGAGGUCCCCUGGAAUACUUAUGGAUGCGGGGAGAUAAGCUUCAGUAUGAUGAACACUGAUGGGUUCUGGAAGCGUGGCUUGGUUGUUAUUGGAGCCCUUGUUCUGCCUAAGGUUAAUUGGUAAAAUAUGUAAUGGAAAUCAGCUGUAUAAUAAUGGUGGCUUGAUAUUCAUGCAAUAUCAAUUCAAUUAAAUGAAUAAAAUAAAUGAGUGGUUGGUUUACUAUUUA